Messenger RNA from Trichogramma pretiosum, 3152 nucleotides. RefSeq names its product RING finger protein 10. Gene Ontology annotation, molecular function: transcription cis-regulatory region binding; metal ion binding. Bases 695 to 2770 code for a protein of 691 amino acids. Gene Ontology annotation, biological process: positive regulation of transcription by RNA polymerase II. The transcript is spliced from 11 exons. The record is from RefSeq and is a predicted model, not a curated record. Lineage: Eukaryota; Metazoa; Arthropoda; Insecta; Hymenoptera; Trichogrammatidae.
ACGAAAUCGACGAGGAAUCCAAGUUUCCGUCGGAGAGCUGAAGACCUCCUCAACUUCAUCGCACAACCAAGUGCUUGUUGUGCCUAUCUAUCGAGUUUAUAGUCAGGUGGCCGCGAGAUCAUUUGUCCGCGUGCCGUCCUACAUAGAAUCAUCUUUAUAUAGUUUGAGUUUUGAACGUAAUAUCUCUUAUAACCUUCCAUUUACUUCUGCUAUUGUAUAAGUCAAGUUCGUCGAUAGUGCCCAAAUUUCUUCCUGGUCGUCGCUAACGUGUCAUCACGAAUCAAAUAACUUUUUGCCUUCGAAAUAUUAAAGUGUAAUUCGAAUUCGAUUUUAAUUGGACCUUCAGCAAGUUUUGCUACUGCUCUUCACGCAUUACUUCGCAGUUUGUAAAAAGUGAAACAAUCUCGUGUUAGGACUCCUAGUCCUUCGCGAAAAACUUCGCUCACGUCGAUCCCUCUUCGGAAUCAAUAAAUUGUACGCAUCACUGGGUACAUUUUUUUCUUUUGCACUAGUUCAAACAUGGCUUACUGAAAGAAAAUGACGAAUUUGCAACGAUUUAACGUUUCUCCAUACGGAGGGGACCUGCUCUCGCUUGUGUCUGCUCGUCGCCUUGAUAAAGGCAUAUAUUUAAAGAACGGACGAAAAUCAGUCCUCUGUAAAAGAGCAGCUUCUGGCACUGCAAUCAGCAUCUAUUAUGGACAAAAAAGCCAAAUAUCAGCAGCAGCACCAAGCGUGCAAAUCUUCUUCAACUGAAGCUAAAAGAUCUCAAGAUGGAAUUAAUUCAAGGCCUUCUAAAUCAUCGCAACGCUAUAAACCAAUCAAUUCUAGUAAUAUCCCUAAAAAUGAUUACAAGAGGUCCAAUGCACAGAAAACACAAAAUGCUGAUAAGAGACCAAAAUCUAAAGGACAAUGUCAUGGCAGUUCAAAGGAGGGUUCCAAGGUAAUGGAAUACGAUUCAGCUGAGCAUGGCUCAGUUAUGGUACAGAGAAAUAAAAAACCAAAUAUCAAUCAGAAUCUGACCGAUAUUCAACACUUGGUAAAUUUUCGUUAUGAGUCAAGAAUGUUGAAUCAUUAUAGCAACAACAAUCGAUCAUCUAACCAGAGUCAUCAUCAUAAAUACAACAAAGAAGCUUUUCUACUUUCUAACUGCCAGUUCAUUGUACCUGAUGAUAGAGAUUAUUCAGUAUUCUUAAAUGACUCCAAUAAAUUGGUUGAUUGGGCAUUAAUACAACAGAUUCGGUUGAGAAGUUCAGAAUAUCCAAUAUGCCCUAUUUGCAUGUAUCCUCCUGUAGCUGCAAAAAUAACUAAAUGUUGUCAUGUUUAUUGUUGGCAUUGUAUACUUCAAUAUUUAUCAGUAAAAAAAGAAGAAGGAAAACAAGCUCACUGUCCCAUUUGUUACAACUCUGUUAUUCAUAAGCAUGAUUUGAAAAGCGUUUCUGUUAUUACUGAUCAAGUAUUGAAUGUUGGAGAUACUGUUAUACUACAGUUGAUGCGUAGAGAAAAAAAAACAAAUGUUGCAGUUGCAGUAGAUGAUAUCAUGUCCACUCCAACUACCAAAUUUUUAUCUAUAGCUGAGAGUAAGAAACAAGCAGUUUCUAAAUUGCUUUUGGCUGAAAAAAACGAUAUUCUGAACAUAUUAGAAUCUGAACGAAAUGAACUGAAAGCGCUUUUGGGAGAAGCAGACCAUCAACCUACUACUGAAGAUUUUAUUCAAAUGGCUUUGAAAGAAUUGGAGUACAAAGAAGCUAUAUUAUUUGAAGAUUUGGAUAAAUUUCAGGACAUUACAAUUGGAGGUAAAGUACAAGGUAACUGUGGAAAUUUUACUGAUGAUCAAGGAAAUAAGCCAAUUAUAGAUGAAAAAAAAUCCGUAAAAGAUGAGUCAUUAAAUUUUCUCAACGAUUCUACAAUUCCUGAUAAACAUUUACAGAAUAACGUGAAUGCAAAUGUCGAGAAAUGUUAUUAUUUUUACCAAGCAAACGAUGGACAAAAUAUUUACCUUCAUCCCAUGAACAUUGACAUGCUAAUUCAAGAGUAUGGAAGCUUGGAAAAUAGUCCUAAAAUGAUUGAAGGAACAGUAUUGGAAAAGAAAUACGAGUGCUACACCGAAGAAUCACGUCAUAGAAUAAGAUAUUUGGAACAUUUACCUUUAUGCAGUGUAUAUGAAAUUGUUGAAAUAGAUAUGCAAUCACUCAUUUCAGCAAAUGUGUGGAAAAAAUUUGAAACGCAAAUUAGAGAGAAACAAUACAAACGUAAAAAGCGUGAACACGCCGAGCGACGUCGUGAAAAAAAAAUAGCUGAAGUUGAAAACAAACGAAUGGGAAAAUACCCUACACCAGACAUUCAUUUAGAAUCACGAACAGAUUUUCCAGAAUUUUCCCCAGAAGAAUUUGACUCACUUCAGCAGAUGGAUUAUAAUACCUCAAUCAAUGCAUCUAUUCCAUCAAUGAAUUCUUUCAGUAGCUCAUCUUCAAGUGUUAACGAAGGCAAUGCAAAUAGUGUAUGGAUGGCAAAAGACAGUGGUCCAUCAUAUGCUCAAAUUGGAGCUUCUGCUCGGCCUACGGCUGGUUCUUAUCGCAGAGUUUCUUCUAAUUUUACACCUCCAACAGAUGAAGAUGUUGAUCCAGAGAUGGAAGAGUAUAUGGCACCCAUACGAGGAUCACAUACAUUCAAUUUAGGAGAUGCAGUUAACCUAGCUGCACUUAAAAAUGGCAACCAGAAAAAAAAGAAAAAAGGAAAAACAACUUACACGCCACUGGAGCUUUUUCAUUGAAAUUACUUGAAAAUGAUUUCUAGUUCGUUUUAAUUUUAUUCUCUACAAAUUAUACAAUUGACUCCUGUUUUUGAUGAUUCCUUUAGAUUUUACGCAGAAGUUGAGAUGAUAUUUAUGUGCGCUGAUAUUAAGUAAUAUCCAAAUAACGUUCAUGUACGAUAAAUAAAUAAAAAUUGUAGAACUUAAUUUUGUUUGUGACAAAAUUUAAAUUAUAAAUAAUAAAUAUAAAUAAAAAUUAUGGACGUAAAUGUCAUCUUGUGGUUGCUGUUUAUUUCCGUAUUAAAUAAACCAAGUAAUGUUACUCCUCUUGAGUUUCAAGCCAAUAAUGAAUGUAUCCAGUCCAAGUUCAGAUCUUUAACUUACACUAAUUAGUGUACUUUUU